Sinocyclocheilus anshuiensis is the source of this 1880-nucleotide messenger RNA. RefSeq lists its product as uncharacterized. Gene Ontology annotation, cellular component: plasma membrane. Bases 1 to 1800 code for a protein of 599 amino acids. Gene Ontology annotation, biological process: cell surface receptor signaling pathway. The record is from RefSeq and is a predicted model, not a curated record. The transcript is spliced from 11 exons. NCBI's taxonomy places the organism in Eukaryota, Metazoa, Chordata, Actinopteri, Cypriniformes, Cyprinidae.
AUGCACUGUUACCAGAAUGAUACAAACUAUGACUACAAAUACUGGUACAGACAAAUAAAUGGUGAAGGACCGGUGCUUAUUGCAAGCAUCAUCGGGACUGCUGAAUUGAUUGAGAAGGGAUUUGAUACUGGCUUCAAAGUGUCAAGUACAGAGACCGUCGGGUCUCGGUACAUAUCCAGUCUUCCAGGCUCUUCAGUUGAAAUGCACUGUUACCAGAAUGAUACAAACUAUGACUACAAAUAUUGGUACAGACAAAUAACAGGAGAACAACCAGUGCUUAUUGGGAGCUACAUUGUUAACUCUGGCUCGAAUGAGAAGGAGUUUGAGACCGGCUUCAUAAUGUCAGAUUUCAGUGAUGGUGUUCUGAUCACUCAGUGGCCAAAUUACAUAUCCAGUCUUCCAGGCUCUUCAGUUGAAAUGCACUGUUACCAGAAUGAUACAGACUAUGACUACAAAUACUGGUACAGACAAAUAAAAGGUGAAGGACCAGUGCUUAUUGGGAGCUACAAUUUUAACUCUCCCUCUAAUGAGAAGGGUUUUGAGACCGGCUUCACAAUGUCAGGUACAGAGACAAAGAAAUGGACCCUGACGGUUGAUGUUAAGGAGGGAAUUGAUGCUGUGUAUCUGUGUGCUGCUAGUCGUGUGAACAACUACGACCCUGCAUACUUUGGUAAUGGCACCAAACUCACAGUACUAGAUCCUGAUGUUGACAUCAAUAAACCAGAUGUAAAAAUUCUAAAUGAGACGCGCUGUAAGGAAAAGGUCACUCUUGUGUGUUUGGCUGAAAACUUCUACCCAGACCAUGUGAGCAUAAAAUGGACAGUUGGUAGCAAAAACAUAACAGAGGAUGUAGCGACAGACCCUUAUGCCACCCAAGACGAAAAAUCGAAAAUGUUCCGCAUAUCCAGCAGACUUAAAGUCCCUAAAAAUGAAUUCACACCAAAAAGCACAUUCAAAUGUACAGUGACCUUCUACAGAGCAACAGAUGUUUCUGACGACGAAUCUGCUGAAAUCACUGGAACUGGAGGGGCUGGAUAUGAACCAGAAGACUAUUUAAAAUCAUCGAAGAUGAUGAAGCUGGCAUACGGUGUGUUCAUUGCUAAGAGUGCACUGUAUGGCCUUGUCAUCUUUGUGUUCGUGUUGAGAAAGAUCUUCCUGAUUUUCCGCUUUCCUUCUCAAGCUGCAAACGUCACUCUACCUAAAGUCAAGAUCCUACCACCCUCUCCAAAAGAAAUCUGUUCCCAGGACAAGAUAAAUGAUAAACGGUCAACUUUAGUGUGUGUGGCCUCAGGCUUUUAUCCCGACCAUGUGAGUGUGUCCUGGAAAGUGAAUGGCGUAGAGAGACAGGACAGUGUAUCAACUGACACCUCUCAGGACAAGAUAAAUGAUAAACGGUCAACUUUAGUGUGUGUGGCCUCAGGCUUUUAUCCCGACCAUAUGAGUGUGUCCUGGAAAGUGAAUGGCGUAGAGAGACAGGACAGUGUAUCAACUGACACCUCAGCCCAACAGGACAAGACAACAUUAAUGUACCAUAUCAGCAGCAGAAUAAAAGUUAAUGGCACGGACUGGAUGGAUCCCAAGAGAAGCUUCGCCUGUACAGUCCAUUUCUUCAACGGAGAUGAAUAUGUCAAUGUCACAAACACCAUAAAUGGUCAAAAAGUGAAGCCGAAAGGAUUGAAACUGCUUGGCUUUGGCUACAUCCUAUUCCUCAGCAAAAGCCUGCUGUAUGCUCUGGUUGUGGCUGGUGUGGUGUGCAAACUAAAGUUCUCAGCGAAGAAGAAACAAUUACCAGAAGACUGAGAUGCGUUGAAAAUUUGUGACUUUAGGCCAGAAGUGACUUUCUUUGCUAUUUACAAGUUGUGUAAAAUAUCUGUGUAUUG